Prunus dulcis (almond) is the source of this 4095-nucleotide messenger RNA. RefSeq names its product DENN domain and WD repeat-containing protein SCD1. Gene Ontology annotation, cellular component: cytoplasmic vesicle. Gene Ontology annotation, biological process: regulation of Rab protein signal transduction. Gene Ontology annotation, molecular function: protein binding. The record is from RefSeq and is a predicted model, not a curated record. NCBI's taxonomy places the organism in Eukaryota, Viridiplantae, Streptophyta, Magnoliopsida, Rosales, Rosaceae. Bases 285 to 3911 code for a protein of 1208 amino acids. The transcript is spliced from 30 exons.
GAGAUUCUAUUUCCCUUGCGGAAGAAACACAUUUAUGAAAUUAUGAUUAUGAAUCAUAAACAACACUCAUGUUUCAACCAGGAAACGAAUGAUUGAAAUCCAAAGCAGCCCCUGCCCCUGCCCCUGCCCCUUGUCAUAGAACGAGCUUCAGUCAGAGGCUGAAUUGAUCUCAACUUGUCCUUCAUUUUCUAUCCACUGAACCAGAUCUCAGCCUCCUGCUCGCUCUCUCUCAAAUCAAUCUCUCUGUGUGUUUGUGAGAGAGAGGGAGAGAGGACCAUUGACCAAUGGCUCGGAUCUUCGAGCACUUAGUGGUGUGCGGGAUCGGACCCGAGAUUCGGACCCUGGACGGUAGCAAAGGCUUCCACGGGUUUGGCACUUAUUACAUGCCGUCUCUUCUGGACCAGUACCCUCCUCCCAACCACACUCUCUACCCUCCUCCACCUCCUCAGCUCCCAACCUGUGUGUUGCCAGCUGGUGUUUUGUUUUAUUCAUCAGGCUAUGAUUCCAGUGACGCCUCCACGAUUCCACGGAGCUACCCCAUUGUUCUCACUGAGGGUGAUGGGACAAAAAUUUAUGUUAGUUGCAUUGCUUUCCGAGAUCCAGUCAGUGAGGAUAUUGCUGAAGCUUAUUGUAUACCUGCAAAUUCAUUUGCUGAUAAAUGUAUCUGUCUAGUUUCGCGGUCGCCUAGCUUUCGUUUACUUAGGAAUACACUAGAGGAAUUAUUUACACUUUGUUUUUCCCCUGGUGGAAGUAGCAAACCCUUAUGGGAUGUUAUUGCAUCUUUGGUGUCCACUGUACCUUUGCCCACUCCAGGAAAAGAUCGAGUUUUGUUUGCUAUUGACAAUUGUCUGCUUUCUGUGGAGGCUCCACCAAAGGAUGGGCUCCCCCAUGUUGAUAUAUCAUUUCAGCCAUUGGUACAGUGCCUAGAUGUUGACAACUUAAUUAAAUUUUUCACAGCCGUGUUGCUUGAGAGGAGAAUUUUGCUCCGAUCAAACAAAUAUUCAAUUUUAACCCUUGUAUCAGAAGCCAUAUGCCAUUUACUUUAUCCAUUUCGGUGGCAGCAAGUCUACAUUCCGCUACUCUUUUUCAGUGGCGUAGACUAUAUUGAUGCGCCUACGCCAUAUAUGAUGGGACUUCAUUCAGGCGUUGAUACAUCUAAUCUGGCCAUGGAUGGUGUAGUUGUUGUUGACCUUGAGUGUAAUCGUAUCACAACAACGGAAGAUAUACCUCCUAUCCCAGAGCCAGAAUUAGGAGAUUUGCGUGGGGAGAUAACAAAGUUAUUGCAUCCCAAUGUUGUGGGGAUAGAUCAGAUGAAGGAUGGUUUAUAUAGUUUGCCUGAGCAAUAUCCUAAAGGUGGCAACAAACCUUGGGGAGAGGAUCACGACCUUCAACUUAGGUUAGUGUUCUUAAAGUUCUUUGCAUCACUUUUAAGUGGCUACCGAAACUUCAUAGAAGUUACUGCUACUCAUGUCUUCAACACUCAAGCAUUCUUGACGAUGCGGUCCCGGUCAACUGGCCAACCACCAGAACCCAUGUUAACACAGUUCCUGGAUUCCCAUGGUUUCAUGGAUUAUCUGGAAAGAGGAUUAGGUUCUGAAGAAAACACUAAUAACCUACUUGACAAGUUACAAGAUGCAAUUAGAAGAAGCCAAAAUCCUAUUUCAAUUCUUCCAUCAAAUUUGGUAGAGCCUGAGAUUAUAACAAUUGCAGAUACGGAUGUGGGAGCAUCAGGAUCAGGUGCCAAAUACACAUAUGAUAGGUUUCCCUCAAACAUUAGGACAGAAGAGCAAGAAGAAAAGAGGAGGCAGAUCCUUGCUGCAGCAAGUGGAUUAUCCUCUAGCUCACCUUCUGUCCUAGUGGGUAAAGACUCCAAAUCAGAAACUCUAACUCCAUUGGAGAGGGCUGCGGAAAGGGAGUGCAUGGUUUUGGACAUAAAAGUUAAGUUGCAGGGUCUGUGGCUUCGUCUUCUGAAAUUGGGACCCACUGAUGAUCCUCUUUCGUCAUUUGAAUAUGGCACAAUCCUUGCUUUAAUUGAAUCUGAUGCGGAGGGGAUUGGUGGCAGUGGGUUCAUUGAAUGUAUAAGGGAGCACAUAAAUCAGGGAUGGCACUGUCAGUUGACUGAAGAACAAUUUCUUGCUGUGAAGGAAUUGCUUAAAACAGCUAUCAGUCGUGCAACUUCCCGAAAUGAUUUGUUGACCAUCAGGGAUGCCCUUGAAGUAUCUGCUGAAAUGUACAAGAAGGAUGCAAAUAAUGUUGUUGACUACAUUCAGCGCCAUCUUAUAUCUUUGUCCAUCUGGGAGGAAUUACGCUUUUGGGAAGGGUACUUUGACUAUCUAAUGGAGAGGUCUGCAAACAAGUCGGCCAACUAUGCUUCUCUGGUGACUGCACAGCUAAAAUUUGUGGAAUCACACAUGGCUGGAUUGGGCCUUCCUGAUACUGAUGCUUGGUACACGAUUGAAACAAUAGGAGAGAAGAACAACAUUGGAUACACACAAUUUAUACAGCUGAGAGGGUUCUUGUCGCAUGUUGUGCAACUACGCAUUGGUUAUUGGGGAAUCACUGCUGUCAAGCCUCAAUCCAUGUUGUCUCAUGGAUUAGCAUCUCCACAUUCAAAAGAUAACACAGUUGAGGAUCAGCAGCCUGCUGAGGCUUCUGGUGUUGGAAGGAGCUGGGUUCAGAGCAUGUUUAGCAGGGAUACUGCAUCCAGAUCCACCUCUUUCAGUCGUGUUCGUAAGUGGACCUCUGAUGGUGGCUCUUCAGCUACAAAUGAAAAUGGGACUCCUCGUAAACGAGAUUUAUCAGCUGCUGGGCAGAAGAAAACUCAAACCAAUGUGCGUGUACUUAGAGGUCAUAGUGGCUCGGUUACUGCUUUACAUUGUGUAACGAGGAGAGAGGUUUGGGAUCUUGUGGGUGACCGCGAAGAUGCUGGUUUCUUCAUCAGUGGAAGCACAGACUGCACGGUUAAGAUCUGGGAUCCUAGCUUUCGUGGUAAUGAACUUCGGGCAACCUUGAAGGGACACACAAGAGCUGUCCGUGCAAUAAGUUCUGAUCGAGGAAAGGUAGUAUCUGGAUCAGAUGAUCAGUCUGUUUUAGUAUGGGAUAAGCAAACUACUCAGCUUCUAGAAGAGUUGAAAGGCCAUGAUGCACCGGUUAGCUGUGCGCGCAUGCUGUCUGGUGAGCGUGUCCUAACCGCUGCUCAUGAUGGAACUGUAAAGAUGUGGGAUGUUAGAACUGACACUUGUGUGGCAACUGUUGGUCGUUGCUCUAGUGCCGUUCUAUGCAUGGAAUAUGAUGACUCCACAGGAAUUUUAGCUGCUGCUGGUCGAGAUGCCAUUGCAAACACCUGGGACAUUCGUGCGGGAAAGGCAAUGCACAAGCUUGUAGGGCACACAAAAUGGAUUCGGUCGAUUAGAAUGGUGGGGGACACAGUUGUUACUGGUAGUGAUGAUUGGACCGCAAGAAUGUGGUCUGUUUCCCGAGGAACAUGUGAUGCUGUUCUAGCAUGCCAUGCUGGCCCAAUAUUAAGUGUUGAAUAUUCCACACUUGACAAAGGAAUAAUUACAGGUUCAACUGAUGGGCUACUCCGCUUUUGGGAAAAUGUGGAGGGAGGUAUAAGAUGCGUGAAAAAUGUUACUGUUCAUACCUCUGCUAUAUUGUCAAUCAACGCUGCAGAACACUGGUUAGGAAUUGGAGCUGCUGAUAAUUCAAUGUCUCUUUUCCAUCGGCCUCAAGAGAGACUUGGUAGCUUCUCUAGCACGGGAACAAAAAUGGCGGGGUGGCAACUAUACCGAACACCACAAAGAACAGUUGCUGUGGUACGAUGUAUUGCUACGGACCUCGAGAGGAAAAGGAUAUGCAGCGGCGGUCGUAAUGGACUUCUUAGGCUUUGGGAAGCCACCAUAAACAUUUAAGUUCCUGGUGCGUUUGUGUAUUUAUGCAGAGUAAAUGUCACAUCAUUUUUCUUUUCUUCCAAAAAAUAAUCAAUUUUUGCCAAUAUAUUUUACAAGUUGUACCUACCUACAUACAUUUUGAGUUGUAAAAUUGGCGUGUUGAAGCUAAAUACAAUACGAAGAGAAGAGGGGUUGGUUUAUUGUU